Aspergillus fischeri NRRL 181 is the source of this 2484-nucleotide messenger RNA. RefSeq lists its product as uncharacterized. The transcript is spliced from 4 exons. NCBI's taxonomy places the organism in Eukaryota, Fungi, Ascomycota, Eurotiomycetes, Eurotiales, Aspergillaceae. The record is from RefSeq and is a predicted model, not a curated record. Bases 1 to 2484 code for a protein of 827 amino acids. Gene Ontology annotation, molecular function: protein binding.
AUGGCGUCUCGCAGCGGUCCUGAUGGAGAACCUUCGGGGCCGAGGUUUCGCCCAAGAGACGGCCUACAUCUCCGACCGCUGAAUGUCGAAAAGGGAUCACACAGGGCCGCACUUUCUCAGCGACGUAACUUACUGUUCGUGGCCUACAGCCAUCAAAUCUAUGUCUGGGAGCCUGCUGGCUCGUUGCAGAUGCUUGGCUGCCAGCCUGAAAUGAUCAUUACUCCUGUUAUGAAGGAACCCCAUAGCAGUGGCUAUAUAUCGCCAAGCUUCCCUCAUGCCAUUAACAACCUUCUCGUGGAUGAUCUCGGUCGCGAGGAAGUGUUGCUACUUGUCACUGACUCGGGUAAUGUCUGUGGUUACCGAGUCGAGGCAAUUUUCUCGGCGCUGAAGCGCGCCGCAGAAAACAAGGAAAACGACAAACGCCCGCUUGACGGUUCCCAGGUGGACCCAUUCUUCGUUGAGUACGUGCAGGCGAGCGCCUGGGGCUUGGCUAUACAUAAAUUUGCGCGGCUUAUCGCUGUAAGCGCAAACACAGGUCUCAUCACUGUCUUCGCAUUUGCGCUGGUAAAUCCUACAUCUAAAGACGGUAGCGAUGAGCUGGAGAAUGACCCCGAUUUUACGGACUACGAUCAAACCUGGUUGGACCUUAGGGGUAAUGAGCAAUUUGCGCAAUUGCAACGACUCAUGCCGGACAAGCAUCGGACAAGAAACAUCAAGCUCACCUACACUGGGCACUUCUCAAACAUACCGUCUGUCGGGUUCUAUAACUGUGAUCUUGAUCCCAAUGGAACAUGGAUGGUCAGUACUGACAUCGACAACAAGCUUCUUGUGUGGAAAAUCUGGGAAAGCCUGGGCCCAUUCAACGUCUAUCACUUCAACGAAUCUACUGUCAGGUCGUUUCCCGAGACUUUGCGUAAUGACACUGAAAGAGGCUGGGCCGUCCUCGCCCUUGACCCGCGCACCUUUCAGCCAGUCAAGACUACAGAAGAGGCGUUUGGCGGCCAGCCUUUGCGUCGCAAGAAGCGCGGUCAGGUCGUUCUCGACAUUACGAGAUUGAGCAAUCGUAUACCGGAUGCUUCACAUCUGUACAACUACUUUCCUCCCGCAGUCAGGUCUGAGCCUGGUCAAUCAGUUUUGCCUGACAUUUUUGGAGCGGACUGUCGCAUCAGUAGUGACACUCAUAAACAGGCCUAUUCGACAAGGCCCAAAGGUCAUCCCCAGAACCGCAGCAGCUCUUCAGACUCGGAGCCUGCUGGUGAAGCCAAUCAUCCCUCAGAGGCAGCCGACAGCCUUGAUUAUCAUGCUGCAGAUGAUUCGGCUGCUGAGGACGAAGGUAGUGAGUCGGAUAUGAAUUCGGACCCAAGCCAGAGAGCUUCGAACCAGGAUGCUGUCGGAUCUGGCGACAAUGGGAACACAAAUAGGUUCCACAACGCAAACGUCAAUUUCCGACGUCAUCGUGGACAAGGACCUUUGACAACCGCGGAGUUUCUUCAGUUUGCACUGCUAGAAGCCUUAGGUGGCGACAUCCCGGGUGCCGAAGAAUAUCUUGACGACAAUCUAGAUUACUCAGAUAUCGACGAGGACAACCAGGGAGAAGAGAGUGAUGAUACUGAUGAGGAGAUGGACGACGCUGAGGAUCGUUCCUCCGACAGUGAUGCAAUUUCCGACACUGGACUACCCGCAUACUCGGGUUCCGAUGCUCUAUUUCGGUUUUAUUUUCCGAUCCUUCAUUUUUCACAGACAGAAAUUCGUCUGCUUCCUCACCCUCUUGCGCCACAACCCAGUGUUGUAUGUGGGUCGCCGCUCCGACAGGCUUUUACCAGACCCAUAGUCUCCAUACGGGCGUGCGAUCGAUUUAAUAUGGUCAAAUGCAUUCCCGAGCACGGCAUAGUUGUUGCGGCAUCCCAGAAAGGCCGUGCGGCUGUGAUAGCUCUCACGCAAUCAGAAGAAACCGGCCUGUCAUUUAGAGUCGAUUGGAUAGUCCCAUUCGCGAGUCAGGAAAAGUUCGGCGAGCGUCCAUUAGUGCCCCUGUUAGGCAUGAGCGUCAGCCCCAUUCAGGGAUUCGAGAUGCCUCCAGAUGUGCCCUACAUCCCUCGCGACGUGGGCGACGGCAAAGAAUUGCAUUUCCAAUUUAAAGAUAUGAAUCAUGACAGGAGCAAAACCUUCACUCCAUCCCCCAAUAUCAAGGGUGAUUCGAGAAAGAUAUACGCUCCGACAUUUCCUUCUGGGCCCGGGCUGAGACAAUCUCCCACAGAGCGUGAACAACAAUACCCAUGCACACUGCCUGAGUGUCACGCUAGAGCGACCCGGGCCUAUCAGCCAGAGGAGCAUUGGCGAGGCUGGAAUCCCUCGCGUCGAUAUCGGCUGCUGUUGAUGUACGAUGAUCAUACCGUAAUGAGCUACGAGUUCUGGUACGACUGGAAGACGAAGUUUGUAUCCGAGGAAGAGGACGCAACGGACCAAGACGAGGUGCUCAUUGUUUGA